CACUUAGGCAGACAAAACCAUGAAGUCCAUUUUGCUCGUAGCCUUCCUGGGAGUGGCUCUUGCCUUCCCCAUCGAUGAUGCCGAUGAUGAUAAGAUUGUGGGAGGAUACACCUGCCAGAAAAAUUCAGUCCCUUAUCAAGUCUCACUAAAUUCUGGAUACCACUUCUGUGGGGGUGCCCUCAUCAACAACCAGUGGGUUGUGUCAGCUGCUCACUGCUACCAAUCACGAAUCCAAGUGAGACUUGGGGAACACAGUUUGUCCUUAAAUGAUGGCUCUGAGCAGUACAUAAAUUCAGCAAAAAUCAUCCGUCAUCCCAACUACAACUCACGACUCUUGGACAACGACAUCAUGCUGAUCAAGCUGUCCACACCAGCCACCCUCAACAGCCGAGUCACAUCUGUCUCUCUACCCAGCAGCUGUGUCUCGACUGGGGCACAGUGUCUCAUUUCUGGUUGGGGUAACACCCUCAGCAGUGGCACUUACUAUCCUGACACACUGCAGUGCCUGAAGGCUCCUGUACUGUCUUCAACGCAAUGCAGAAAUGCUUAUCCAGGGCAAAUCACAAACAAUAUGAUAUGUAUCGGAUUUUUGGAAGGUGGUAAAGAUGCUUGCCAGGGUGACUCUGGUGGUCCUGUAGUCUGCAAUGGGCAGCUCCAGGGUGUUGUCUCCUGGGGCAUUGGGUGCGCUCAGAGGGGCUAUCCUGGAGUCUAUACCAGGGUCUGCAACUAUGUCUCAUGGAUUCAAAACACUGUACGUUCCAACUGAUUACAGCUUCUCCGUUAGUUUGGAUUCAGAACUAUGAUGCAUGUAAAGUAGAGUCAUGAAAAUUAAAGUAUGAUUCAUGCAAA
Messenger RNA from Anolis sagrei ordinatus, 849 nucleotides. RefSeq names its product trypsin-like. Gene Ontology annotation, molecular function: serine-type endopeptidase activity. The record is from RefSeq and is a predicted model, not a curated record. NCBI's taxonomy places the organism in Eukaryota, Metazoa, Chordata, Lepidosauria, Squamata, Anolidae. Gene Ontology annotation, biological process: proteolysis.